This is a messenger RNA of Phoenix dactylifera (date palm), 4293 nucleotides long. RefSeq names its product putative E3 ubiquitin-protein ligase LIN-1. Gene Ontology annotation, biological process: protein ubiquitination. Gene Ontology annotation, molecular function: protein binding; ubiquitin-protein transferase activity. Lineage: Eukaryota; Viridiplantae; Streptophyta; Magnoliopsida; Arecales; Arecaceae. The record is from RefSeq and is a predicted model, not a curated record.
ACGGGCAGAAACCCGGUCGCCUCGCCGGUACGAUGACCGCGGUCACCCCGGGCGCCGUCCUCCGCGCCAUCACCGCCUUCUUCGACGAAGCCCUCUCCCAGCCCGACCUCCGCCACCGCAUCCUUUCCGCCGCCCGCCGCCGCCCGCCCUCCCCUGACCCCGCCUCCCUCCAAGCCCUCUCCUUCCUCUCCCAAGACGUCGACUCCUCCGCCGCCACCUCUCCGGCCCGGCCCUCCCCCUCCGCCCUCCGCGCCGCCGAGAAGCUCCUCCUUUCUCUCCCCAGACGGUCUCCCCUCUCGGUGCUCCUCCUCUCCCUCAUCCACGCCCUCCGCCGCCGUCCCGCCGCGGCCGCCCUCGCCCUCCUCGAUCUCUUCGCCCUUGACCCUGCUCUUGCCCGCGACGAUGUCGCGCCCUCCGUCUUCGAGGACCUCUUCUUGCCCCACCUCCUCCCCCUCCUCCAUUGGUUCGCCGACCAGCGAGCCCGGAUCCUGUCCUCCGACUCGUCCUCACCGGCUCUGGCGGCCGCGUCGGCGGUGGAGGAUAAUGGGUGCUCGGAGGCGGCUGCCGCCGUGAGCCUGCUCUCGAGGAUGAGCGGGGGGCAGGCGGCGGAGCUGAAGAAGUUGGAGAGAGAGUACGAGGACGUUCUUGAUGCCAACGCUAGGGUUUAUGCAGAGUACCUUAAGGAGGUUUUAGAAUCGGCCGAUGGAAGCCGGCAAGCUCGGGGCCCACCGCAGCUAAUUCUUAGGAUGUUCGAUGGUGAGGGAGGGGAAAAUGAGGAGGGAGUGGAGGAGGAAGAGGAGAGUCAGGAGGCAAUUGGAUUAAGAAGUGGGCAGGGACGGUAUAAUCCAUUAUGGGCUGAUGCAGAUCAGUCUAUUGAUUUGUCUAGCAGGCAGCACAGUAGCAAAAGUCCAAAAAAACUUGCAAAUCUUCCAUCUUUAUAUCCUCAAAGAGUCCCUAUACAUCUGCUCAUCAGGCAACCUUCUAGUGAUGGCAGAGAUUGUGCAGCAAACCUGAUUUCUGAUAGUGGCCCUGCCUUCUCUUGUAAUGACAACUCAGUGGAUUCCUCUUCUGAAAUUGACCCUGAUAUAAAGGAAAAGAACAUAGAUCAGGCCUUGUUGCAGCCCAAUGAAAUCCAACACCACAGGCAUGAGGAAGCGUCUGCCCAAGACACAUGUUCUUCAAGUCCUCCAAUGGAUGAUUCUGAUAGCAUCCUUGCCCUUGGCAAACAAACUCCUCCUAAGGACUUUAUCUGCCCCAUAACUAGCAACAUAUUUGAUGACCCUGUGACACUCGAGACUGGCCAGACCUAUGAACGUAGAGCUAUCCAAGAAUGGCUGGACCGGGGGAAAUCAACAUGCCCAAUCACUCGUCAAAAGCUUCAUAGCACCCAGUUGCCCAAAACUAACUAUGUGCUCAAACGGCUUAUAGCCGGCUGGCAGGAAAGGAACCCCUAUUCAACUCCAAUCAGAAUGGAAAAUCCUCCCUCAAAGAAUGUCCAAGAUCUGAAUACGCCGAGGCAUUUACCUUCUCCAACUAGUGUCAUAACUCAAGCUUCCACUGAUGGAAUAACUGGUGAUCUACGUAUUGCAAUAUCACACCUAUGUACAUCUGAGAUUCUGGGCGAGUCUGAAAUGGCUGUUCUCCAGAUCGAACAGUUCUGGAGGGAAAGCAGGAUGGAACCUGAGAUCCUAGCAGCACUUUCAAAACCUGCAGUUGUCAAUGGUUUUGUAGAAAUCUUGUUCAACUCUGUCAACCCCCAUGUGCUGAGAGUGACAGUAUUCCUGCUAUCUGAGCUGGCAUCCAAGGACAAAUCUGUUGUUCAGACACUCACCCGGGUUGAUUCAGAUGUAGAGUGCAUGGUUGCUCUCUUCAAGAAGGGAUUGGUUGAGGUUGUGGUGUUGAUUUAUUUGUUAACUCCUUCAUGGGAGAAUCUCAUUGAAAUGGAUAUGCUAGAGGCCCUAAUGAUGACUAUUAAAAGAGAGGAAGAAGAUUUGUUGGGAAUGUGUGUUAAGCCCAAGACUGCUUCAAUUUUUAUUUUGGGGCAUAUUCUGAGACGAGAAGAUCAUAAAAGUGCACCCACAAUUGUUGGCGUGCUAAUUUCUGAAAGAGUAGUUGAGAGUGUGAUUCCAAGCUUGGAAGCAGACUUGGUGGGGGAGCAGAUCACUGCAGUUGGGAUCUUGCUGAGAUGCAUGAAGGAGGAUGGGUAUUGCAGGAACAUUAUUGCUGAUAAAGCUGAGUUAGGACCUGUUUUAGAAAGCUUUGCUAUGGUGAGUGAUGUGGACCAGUUCGAGAUUAUUCAAUUCCUUUCUGAGCUAGUGAAGCUAAACAGGAGGAAGCUCAACGAGCAGCUUCUUCAUAUCAUAAAGGAUGAAGGUGUUUUCAGCACAAUGCAUAUGCUCCUUGUCUAUCUACAGUCACCUCUGCAGGAUCAGUCCCCUGUUGUUGCUGGUCUUCUUCUCCAGCUUGAUCUUUUGGUGGAACCAAGAAAGAUUAGUGUGUAUCGUGAAGAGGCCAUAGAUGCUCUUAUUUCAUGCCUGAGAAAUCCAGAUUUUCCAAGUGCUCAACUGUUGGCUGCUGAAACGAUCUUGUCUCUCCAAGGCAGUUUUUCAUCCUCUGGGAAACCACUUGCUCGAGCUAUUGUUUUAAAGCAUGCAGGAAUGAAAAAAAGCUACAGAGCAUUAAUGCGAGCAGAACAGAGCACCUAUGUUCCUGAGGAUUCUGAAGAUAAUUUGGAGGAAGAGAAGGCUGCUAAUGACUGGGAGAGAAAAAUGGCAUAUGCUUUAGCCAGCCAUGAAUUUGGGUUACUUUUUGAAGCUUUAGCUGGCGGUCUGAAGAGUAGAAAUAUAGAGAUAUUCUCUGCAUGUCUUGUAUCUGCCACUUGGCUCACUCACAUGCUCUCUCUUCUUCCUGAUACUGGGAUACGAGGAGCCGCAAGGGUUUGCUUGCUAAAACAAUUUGUUUCAAUUCUCAAGUCUGCAAGGCAUACUGAUGACAAAGCACUUGCCAUGCUUGCUCUGAGAAGCUUUAUGCAUGACCCUGAGGGAUUGCACGACCUCAAUCUCCACAUUAAGGACAUAUUGAAAGCAUUAAGAGAGCUUAAGAAGUCUACUGUUUUAGCAUAUGAAAUGCUAAAACUUCUCUCAGAUGGACAAGAUUCCAGCGUUGAUAUCUGGAAUCAUAAGGAGUUGGUUCAAGUUGAUUGCAGCACACAUGGAGAAGUGUUGGCAAUAAUUUGCUUCAAGAAUAGGAUAUUCUCUGGACACUCAGAUGGAAUGAUAAAGGUCUGGGAAGGGAAUGAGAACCUUCUUCAUCCUGUCCAUGCAACACGUGAACAUUCAAAGGCAGUCACCAGCUUGGCAUUAUCAAAUUCUGGAGAGAAACUAUACAGUGGUUCGCUUGACAAGACUGUGAGAGUUUGGUAUGUUCGAGAUAGGCAGAUUCAUUGUGUAGAAAUUCAUGACAUGAAAGAUCCAGUUCAUAAUCUCACCGUUGCAAAUACCAUCGCUUGUUUUAUUCCACAUGGAGCUGGUGUCAAGGUGCUAUCUUGGAAUGGAGGCUGCAAACUUCUAAAUCCAAGCAAAUAUGUGAGGUGUUUGGCUCUUGUACAAGGGAAGCUCUACUGUGGAUGUCAUGAUGGUAGUAUCCAGGAAGUUGAUUUGGCUACUGGAACAUUUGGUACAAUUCAAUCAGGUAACAGAAAGUUGCUGGGAAAAGCAAAUCCAGUCCAUGCAGUGCAAGUUCAUGAUGGACUGCUCUAUGCAGCCUGCACUUCUUUAGAUGGAGCAGCAGUUAAGAUAUGGAGUGCUUCAGAUUACAGCCUUGUUGGAUCUAUAUCACCUACUGUUGAAGUGCGAUCAAUGGCUAUCAGCACAGAAUUGUUAUAUUUGGGUUCUAAGACUGGAGUUGUUGAGAUUUGGUCCAAGAACAAGCUUACCAGGGUAGGAACUCUUCAGACAGCCACCAAUUCGAAGGUCCAAUGCAUGGCUGUUGAUGCUGAUGCAGAAAUUUUGGUCGUAGGAACAUCUGAUGGCAACAUUCAGGCCUGGGGAUUGACCUGAAGAAGGAUGAAUGAAUAUAAAUAAAUAGGUAUUUUUACAUAGAAAAUAAAGAAAAAUUGAAUUGCUUUUUUGUUUCUUUGAUAUUUUUUCUCCAUAAGCUUUCUUCCUUCUGGUGAUAAUGAUUGGAAAAUUGUACAUAUCUAUUAUGUUGUAAUGAUCAUUCUUUCAGCCAUUUGUGAACGUAUAUAAGUAAACUCAGACUUAAUGUUGUUAAAAUCUUCAAAUUAUGCUUUCA